AUGGCCUCCGCUUUUCCUCACCUCCUGCGCGAUCUCCUUGGCCCCGAAGACACAGAUUCCUCAACAGCUGCAGCUCAACCACCACCACAAAUCGCCCUCUUCUGCCGCCCCGACCACCUCGAACUCAUCAAGACAAUCCUUGACGAGAUCUACGAGACCGACGACGCGGUCUCUCCCGAAACCCCCCAAACUGCGCCGGGGACCAUUCUCGGCCGCCAUGGCCGGACCACCGUCCUCCUCUCACCGGUCCCAGACACCGGGAAAACCAGAGCCGCAAAACGCGCACUAGAUCUAAAGCUCUCGCUGCCCAGCAUCGACCUUGCCAUCGUAGUUGGCUGUUGUACUGCAACCCUUGACGCCGAGGACGGGAGGCAGAUCUCCCCCGGUGAUGUUUUGAUCGCCGACGGCGUGGUGGAAUAUGAUAUAGGAAGGCUGAUUCCGGGCGGUCGGUUCGUUCGGAAGAACGUGGGGGUCAUCGGGCCCAGCGAGCGGGUUCGCGCGGUGCUGGACGAGUUACGCUCCAAGAAGGAGCUGGGAUAUGUUACUGGAACACAAGAAGUUGGGGUGGUGAGUGUUCAUGUUGGUACGAUUGCUUCGGGGGAUAGACCUCUGGAUGACAUUGACGAGCGCGAAGCGUUGAGGACGGAGAUGUCCGCUGUCGGGUUUGAUGUUGGGGGCCUUUGCCUGGGCGUUGCGGCGGUAUUUCGGUCCUGUCUUGUUGUUGUGGGUGUGGGUGGUGAUGCUGAUGGGGUCUGUGAGGAUUGUGGGAGACGACGGGCUGUGGGAGCUGCUGUGGCGGAAGUUAAGGAUUCUGCUUUCUGGCCAGGCACGGUGAUUGGCCCUCGUCGCGUCAACACGUCCCAACACAGCCAGCGGAGACAGCCCUACAAGUGGAAUUUCGUGAUACUUGGACAUCUCAACACAGCAUGCAAUGUGAUUGGGUGGAAGGUGUCUCAGACCCCUGACAACGCGUCCCAAGCAACACGGUCAGCCUUAUAUGUGGAUUUUCGUGAUGCUUCUGACAUCUCGACGCUGCUGGCAAGGUGA
Aspergillus japonicus CBS 114.51 is the source of this 1047-nucleotide messenger RNA. RefSeq lists its product as uncharacterized. Gene Ontology annotation, biological process: nucleoside metabolic process. Lineage: Eukaryota; Fungi; Ascomycota; Eurotiomycetes; Eurotiales; Aspergillaceae. Gene Ontology annotation, molecular function: catalytic activity. The record is from RefSeq and is a predicted model, not a curated record. The coding region runs from base 1 to 1047 and encodes 348 amino acids. The transcript is spliced from 2 exons.